Nerophis lumbriciformis (worm pipefish) is the source of this 1701-nucleotide messenger RNA. NCBI's taxonomy places the organism in Eukaryota, Metazoa, Chordata, Actinopteri, Syngnathiformes, Syngnathidae. The record is from RefSeq and is a predicted model, not a curated record.
AUGGCGGAUGUAGGGAGCGAUGAAACGCGGACGGCUCUCCCUUCGGCAUCCCACCACAACGGUCCGGUGGCGGUGACCGCACCGGCGGCGGGCACCGCGGGCCUCAGCCCGGCAACUGUGACGUCGGGUCCGCGUAUGGUGCGGAUUGUCAAGUCCGAGUCGGGCUACGGUUUCAAUGUCCGCGGGCAGGUCAGCGAAGGCGGCCAAUUGCGGAGCAUCAACGGGGAACUGUACGCUCCUCUCCAGCACGUCAGCGCCGUGUUACCCGGCGGAGCUGCGGACCGGGCGGGCAUCGCAAAGGGUGACCGGAUUCUGGAGGUCAAUGGCGUGAGCGUCGAGGGCGCCACCCACAAACAGGUGGUGGACCUGAUUCGCGCCGGCGAGAAGGAGCUGGUCCUGGCCGUGCUCUCGGUCCCGCCGCAGGAGGCAGACGGCCUGGAGGGAGGCGAGGACAUACAGCCCAACUACGACUAUGGUGACAAGCAAGCCGUGCCCAUCUCAAUCCCCACGUACAAGCACGUGGAGCAGCACUCUGAGAGGUUUGUGGUGUACAACGUGUACAUGUCGGGCCGGCAGCUGUGCUCCAAGCGCUACAGGGAGUUCGCCAUCCUCCACCAGAACCUGAAGCGCGAGUUCUCCAACUUCAACUUCCCCAAGCUUCCUGGCAAGUGGCCCUUCUCGUUGUCUGAGCAGCAGUUGGACGCCCGCCGUCGUGGAUUGGAAGAAUACCUGGAGCGAGUUUGUUCUGUUCGGGUGAUCGGGGAGAGCGAUAUCAUGCAGGAGUUUCUCUCGGAAUCAGACGAGAACUACAAUGGUGUGACAGACGUCGAGCUGCGCGUGGCGCUACCCGACAAGACAACCAUCUCAGUCAGGGUGCGCAAGAACAGCACCACAGACCAAGUUUACCAGGCAUUAGUGGUGAAAGUUGGAAUGGACAGUAUUAUGGCUAGCUAUUUUGCCUUGUUUGAGGUCAUCAAUCAUACAUUUGUGCGAAAACUUGCUCCCAACGAGUUCCCGCACAAGCUUUACGUGCAAAACUACACGUCGGCCGUGCCGGGCACUUGCCUUGCACUUCGAAAGUGGCUCUUCAGUUUCCAAGAAGAGGAACUGCUCCGAGACAACCCGCUGGCACUGCACUACUGCUUUCAUCAGGCACUGGAUGAUGUGAAGAAGGGAUUCAUAAAAACGGAGGACAAAUCCUACCAGCUGCAGAAGCUGGCAGAGCAGCGCAAGAUGGCCACGUAUCUGAGCCAGCUGCGUUCCUGCGAGGGCUACAACGAGGUGGUUUUCCCCCACUGCUCCUGCGACUCCCGGAGGAAGGGCCACGUUGUCACGGCCAUCAGCAUCCAUCACUUCAAACUGCACGCCUGUACUGAGGAUGGCACGCUGGAGAAUCAGGUGAUUGCAUUUGAGUGGGGGGAAAUGCAGCGCUGGGACACUGACGAAGAGGGCAUGGCCUUCUGCUUUGAGUAUGCUCGAGGGGAGAAGAAACCUCGCUGGGUCAAGAUUUUCACUCCAUAUUUCAACUACAUGCACGAGUGCUUCGAGCGGGUCUUUUGUGAGCUCAAGUGGAGGAAACAGGUUGAGGAAGAGGCCUCUGAUAAAGACAACAAAAACUGCAGCAACAACGAGUUUCUCCCACCCCUGGAGACGCAGCAGAAGGGAUGGCGCCACCUAGGGGGGGAGAUUGCCACAUCCUAA